This is a messenger RNA of Sordaria macrospora k-hell, 786 nucleotides long. NCBI's taxonomy places the organism in Eukaryota, Fungi, Ascomycota, Sordariomycetes, Sordariales, Sordariaceae. The record is from RefSeq and is a predicted model, not a curated record.
AUGCCCAAACCAAAGAAAUCAACAACCGCAACCAACGGCAGCAAACCAUCCCAAACUUCCGCACCGUCAACAGCACCACCCACCAGCAGCGCCGCCCCGCCCUCCUGGCCCCCGUUCAAGCCCUCCCUGCCCAUCACCGACCUCACCUUCGACAGUCUCGUGGAUGACAAGGUCGUCGUUCUCCGGAACUUCUUCCCCAAAUCCUUAUGCCGCGACUACGUCUCCUUCCUGAGCACGCUCCCGCUGAUAACCACGCCUGGGAAACCGAAGCGGGGGAUGGCGGUGCGAGUGAAUGAUCGGUUCCAGAUUGACGAUCAGAAGUUUGCGGAUAGGCUUUGGUAUGAAACGGGGUUGAAGGAGGCGGUUUUGGGGGGGGGCGGAGAAGUCAUCGGCCUAAACCCAAAUAUCAGGAUAUACCGAUACACAAAAGGGCAGUUCUUUGAUGCGCAUUACGACGACUCAAACAAAAUCACCCUCACCCUCCCCCCCUCCUCCGACGAGAACCCAAAUCCCAACCAAAAACAACAACAAGUCCCUGCCAAAACAACCUGGACUCUGCUGCUCUAUCUCACCUCCGCCAGCGAAGGGUGCACGGGCGGCGAGACCGUCUUCUACCCCCACGACCGACAGGUGGCGAAGGAAGCAAUUGCUGUGGCUCCGGAGACGGGUAUGCUGUUACUGCAUAAGCAUGGGAAUGAUUGUAUGUUGCAUGAGGGCAGGGAGGUAACGGCAGGGGAGAAGUGGAUUAUUAGGACGGAUUUGUGUGUUGGUAGGGGAGGGAGGUGA